AUGACCUACUGCGACGCUGGGAUUCAGGUGGACUUCUCUAAGUCUAACCCUGAGUUCAGUGUUGACACCUCUUUGGUGAAUCACGUCUCACGACCGACUGUCAGUCGUGUUUGGAGUUCGGCGGCCACGGCUGAGGCUGCAAAAGAUGAGGAACUCCCCGACCCGACGUGGAACAUUCGUUUGGGAGUUUACCGUGGAGAUUUCGAGGCUUCCCCUGAGAGGGAUGAUGAAGGGGAUAAUAAGCCUGGGAGAAGAGAUAACGACAGCAACUGUAGACGUCAGGUUAUCGAGAUUACACGGCGGAGUGUCCAACAGGUGGUUGAGCGCUGA
Molecule: messenger RNA, 330 nt
Organism: Perkinsus marinus ATCC 50983
Lineage: Eukaryota; Perkinsozoa; Perkinsida; Perkinsidae
Exons: 3
Coding region: 1-330 (109 amino acids)
Source: RefSeq, a predicted model, not a curated record